CACGGGCAGAGAGCGCCGGGAUCCCUGCCAGCGGCGCCCAACGCACCCAGCGGCACCCGACGGCACCCAGCGGCGCCCAAUAGCACCCAAUAGCACCCAGCGCCUUCCUCCUCCUCCUCCUCCUCCUCCCGGCCCCAGUGCCGCGGCCUCAGGAAUUCCUCCGGCGUCACGGCUGCAGCGGGACAGCGGCCGCUUUGUCCUCCGGGAAUGCCGAGAUCCUGAUGCAUCCUGAGCCUCGCCGCGCGCAGGGGAUGCUCUGAGCACCGCGGGGGCUCUGCCGCCGGCCCCCACCAUGGAAGAGGAGGGGUCCCUGCCCGUGGCCUCCUGGCUGGCCGCCCUGCACCUUGAGCAGUACGCGGGCUGCUUCCAGCGGAGGGAGCUGCUCACGGUGCGGGACUGCCGGGCGCUGACGGAGCAGAGCCUGACCCAGCUCGGGGUGCUCCUGCCCGGCCACCGCCGCCGCAUCCUGCUGGGGCUGCAGAAAGCCUUUGCUGAAGGGACCCCCCCCGGGGCCCCCGCCCCGAAGCCUGUGCCCAUGAAGAGGCACGUUUUCCGCAUGAGCACCGCGGCGGCACCCGAGCAGGAGCAUCCCCAGGAGCAUCCCGAGCCCCGUUCCCUGCUGAUGGAGCUGGACCAAGGCGCCAGCCUCACCCAUCACCCCCCGCCCAUCCCGCCCAGGGUCGGCUGCCGCCCCCCACUCAAGUUCUCGGCAUCGCUAAAGGGGGGCAGCCCCGAGCCCCCUCCCAGCGCCCCCCCAGCACCCAGAGGGGCCUCCCCACCGCCCGGCACCACGAGGCCCCCGCUGAGACCCCCCCUGCCGCCGCUGCCGGCCAAGCGGCACCAGCUGGAAGCCAAGGGCCAGGCCCCGCAGGCCCCCCCGGAGCUGCCCCCCAGGGCCGCGUCCCACAGGAGCACCCCUGCCAAGGAGGGGGUCCCCAUCGCCGAGAGACCCCCUGGUGCCCCCCCGUGCCCCCCAUCCCCACCGCUGCUCCUACCCCGCUCCAAGCCCCCGGCACCGCUGCCGCCGGAGCCGCCCCCCAAGGCCACCGUCCCCUUCGUGCCCCAGUUCGAUGACUCGGACUACGAGGACUCGGCCUCGGAGGAGGAAUUAAGUGGAGCCGUGAGGGAGAUGGCCGAGAAGGAGGAGGCCGAGCCCCGGGGACCGCGGUCCCUGCGCGCCAACAGCCUCUUCAGUGAGGAUGAGCUCAGCGAGGAGCAGGGGGAGGCUGCGCUGCGCAGCCCCAGCCCCAGCCCGCACCCAGCGCCCGCCUUCCCCAGCGGCACGGACAUGGAGGGGCCCCCGCUGCCAGCCCCGCUCAGAGCGGGGUGGUUGGACAAGAACCCACCCCAGGGGUCCUACAUCUACCAGAGGCGCUGGGUGAAGCUGGAUGCUGAGCACCUGUGCUAUUUCGACAGUGAGAAGGACGCCUAUUCCAAGCGCUUCAUCCCCGUCUCCUCCAUCUCCCGCAUCGCCAGCGUCGGGGACCAGAAGUUCGAGGUCAUCACCAACAACCGCAACUUCGUGUUCCGUGCUGAGAGCGAUGCCGAGCGCAACGAGUGGAUCCGGACCCUGCAGCAGGCGGCGGAGGAGCGGAGGAGGACAUCGGGGUCCCCAGGCUCCAGUGGGGCCCCCGCCGAGCUGCCCGACAGGAGCGGCUUCCUGGAGCUGCGCGGCUUCAAGCACAAGCUCUUCGUGGUGGUGGCUGGGGAUAAAGUUCUCCUCUACAAGAACGCUGAGGACUAUCGCCUCGGCAUCGGCAUCACCUACAUCGAGAUGAACGUGGGCAACGUGAAGGAGGUGGAUCGCCGCGGCUUCGACCUCACCACCCCGUACCGCACCUUCAGCUUCGCGGCCGACUCGGAGCAGGAGAAGGAGGAGUGGGUGGAAGCCAUGCAGCAAUCCAUCGCCGAGGCCCUCUCCAACUCCGAGGUGGCCGAGAGGAUCUGGGCCCUGGAACCCAACCGCUCCUGCGCCGACUGCGGCUCCCCCAAGCCCGACUGGGCCUCCAUCAACCUCUGCGUGGUCAUCUGCAAGCGAUGCGCAGGGGAGCACCGGGGCUUGGGUCCUUCAAUCAGCAAAGUGCGGAGCUUGAAGAUGGACAGGAAGGUGUGGACGGAGGAGCUGAUCCAGCUCUUCCACCACAUCGGUAACGCUGUGGCCAACCAGUUCUGGGCCGCCAACGUCCCCCCCAGUGAAUCCAUCGGCCCCGGCAGCGGGAGCCGGGAGAGGAGGCGCUUCCUGACGGCCAAGUACCGGGAGGGCAAGUACCGGCGCUACCACCCGCUCUUCGGCAACCAGGAGGAGCUCGACAGGGCGCUGUGCGCGGCCGUCACCACCGCGGACCUGGCGGAGACGCAGGCGCUGCUCUUCUGCGGGGCCGCCGCGUCCUGCGCCACCGGGGACCCCCAGUGCCCCACGCCCCUCGCCCUGGCCCAGAGGAGCGGGCAGCGCCUGCAGAUGGAAUUCCUGCUCCACAACAGGUCCUCAGAGCCCCCUCGCCUGGAGGUGGGGGGCAGCGAGGAGAGGCCCUACUCGGUUCCGCUGCCCUCUGUCACCCACCAUGGCUUCCUCUACAAGACCCCGUCCAUGGCCAAGCCCAUCGCCGAGCGCAAGGGGCCGGAAGAGUUCAGCCGGCGCUGGUGCACGCUGCAGGACGGGCUCCUCAGCUACUACGAGAGCGAGCGCAGCGCAGCGCCCAACGGCGAGCUCCGGGCCCAGGAGAUGGUGUGCCUGGUGCACAACGCGCCCCACACGCACGGCAUCGAGAACACCUUUGAGGUGUACACGGAGUCGGAGCGGCUCUACCUCUUCGGGCUGGAGAACCCCGGCUCCGCUCGGGAAUGGCUCAAGUCCAUAGCCAAGUCCUUCGUCCAUCCCUGUGCCGAGGAGCUCCUGGCGCUGGACUUCGAGCGCGUCGGCCGCCUGCACUACAAGGGGGGGCUCAACCUGGAGCGCGCCAAGGAGGGCUGGUUCGCCCUGGUGGGAUCCACGCUCCACGGCCGCUUCCAGGACAGCGAGCGGCAGGAGCCCCUCCAGCUCCGCAAGCUGCAGGAGCUCUCCAUCCAGGGGGACAACGAGGUGCUGGUGCUGGUGGAGAGGCGAAGGACGCUGUACAUCCAAGGGGAGAGGAAGCUGGAUUUCCUGGGAUGGGUCCAGGCCAUCCAGAAGGCUGCGGGCAGCUCCGGGGACACGUUGUCAGAGCAGCAGCUUACUGAGUCCGAUGUCCCACUGCUGGUGGAUCGCUGCAUCGACUACAUCACCCAGUGCGGGUUGACAUCCGAAGGCAUCUACCGCAAGAGCGGGCAGAACUCCAAGACCACCAGCCUGCUGGAGAUGCUGCGCAGGGAUGCCCGCAGCGUGCGCCUCAAGGAGGGCGAGCACCACGUGGAUGACGUGGCCAACACCCUCAAGAGGUUCUUCAGGGACCUGGGGGACGGGCUCUUCACCAGGCGCUGGGGCCAGGACUGGAUGCGGGCCACUGCGCUGGAGGACGAGGAGGUGAAGAUCACCGAGUACCGGCGGCUCCUGGGCACGCUGCCCACGGUGAACCGGGCCACGCUGAAGGCGCUUAUCAACCACCUAUUCCGGGUGCAGCGGUUCUCCGGGGAGAACCAGAUGAACACGCACAACCUGGCCAUCGUCUUUGGGCCCACGCUCUUCCAGAUGGAUGGGAAGGACUACAAGGCAGGACGGGUGGUGGAGGACCUCAUCAGCCACUACGUGAAGAUCUUCAAUGUCAAUGACCAAGAGAUGAAGAAGCAGCAGGAUGAGAUCACGGCCAUCAUGAAGAUGCGGGAGGCAGCAUCCAGCGGGACCCAGCAAGCCGGGGACUUCAUCUGCACCGUGUACCUGGAGGAGAAGAAGACGGAGGCAGAGCAGCACGUGAAGAUCCCGGCCACCAUGACCGCCGAGGAGCUCACCUUCGAGAUCCUGCACAGGAGGAAGGUGGUCAUGAAGGAGAAGGACUAUUGGAGCUGCUACGAAGUGAAUGAGAGGGAGGAGGCAGAGCGGCCCCUGCACUACUCAGAGAAGGUCCUGCCCAUCCUGCACUGCCUGGGCACCGAGAGCUACCUGGUGGUGAAGAAGCAGAUGGCCAUGGAGAACAUGCUCAUCUACCUGGCCAGCAGAGGGGGCGACUGCAAGCACGGGAUGAUGAAGUUCCGGGAGGAGAGGAACCUGCUGGGGCUGGGGCUCAGCACCGGCUUCCACGACCGCUACUUCAUCCUGAGCCACCGCUGCCUGCACCUCUACAGGGACGUGAGGAGCCACAAGCCAGAGAAGGAAUGGCCCGUGAGGAACCUGCGGGUGUACCUGGGCAUCAAGAAGAAGCUUCGGCCUCCAACGUGCUGGGGCUUCACAGUCUUCCAUGAGAACGAGAAGCACGAGAAGCAGCAAUGGUACCUGUGCUGUGACACCCAGGCUGAUCUCCGUGAGUGGUUCGCCACCUUCCUCCACGUGCAGCACGGGGGGGCCCUGUGGCCCUCGGAGGGCUCCAAGGUGAGGACGUCGCGGUGGCAGCAGGACUCCAGGUUGGGUAACAUCUCCCUCAUCCCGCUGCGGGGCAAUGAGAGUGAGAUGAGGAACAGUGUGGCUGCUUUUGCUACUGACCCGCUCACCCUCCUGCACAACGUCUGAGCUCGAGGCCUGAGACAACGGUGA
Messenger RNA from Pezoporus occidentalis (night parrot), 4660 nucleotides. It is a transcript of the gene ARAP1, whose product is annotated as ArfGAP with RhoGAP domain, ankyrin repeat and PH domain 1. Lineage: Eukaryota; Metazoa; Chordata; Aves; Psittaciformes; Psittacidae. The record is from RefSeq and is a predicted model, not a curated record. Gene Ontology annotation, cellular component: cytoplasm; plasma membrane; trans-Golgi network. Bases 293 to 4636 code for a protein of 1447 amino acids. The transcript is spliced from 33 exons. Gene Ontology annotation, molecular function: GTPase activator activity; protein binding; phosphatidylinositol-3,4,5-trisphosphate binding. Gene Ontology annotation, biological process: signal transduction; positive regulation of GTPase activity; regulation of cell shape.